Molecule: messenger RNA, 693 nt
Organism: Nelumbo nucifera (sacred lotus)
Lineage: Eukaryota; Viridiplantae; Streptophyta; Magnoliopsida; Proteales; Nelumbonaceae
Source: RefSeq, a predicted model, not a curated record
AAUUUUGUAAUCAGUGGUUUAUAACUUUAUAUGCAAAGAGCCGACUCUGUCGUGACAGUCAAAUAAACUUCAAAUAUUUCUGCUACCAACUUUCUCUCUCGUUCAUGGAGGACGUAGCAGCGAGGAAUGGAAUUGGAACUGCGAAACAGAGGAAUAAGGAGGGUGUGGUCCAUCCAUCACGGCGUAAGAUAGUACCUGCUGUAGAGAGACUGCCGCCUGUGGAUAUGGGGGCGAAGAUGGCAGCAAUUGCUAUGGAGCUGAAUGUAAGGUUGAGAUCGGCCGAUAUGCCGGCGGCCAUGCAAGAGCGAGCGUUCCGACUGGCCAGGGCUCUUAUGGAUGCCGCCUCAAACAGCCCACGACCCAACCCUACUCCCAUGGCUCUCGCUCUGAAGAAGGAAUUCGAUGCGUCGUACGGCCCAGCUUGGCACUGCGCGGUGGGGAAGAGUUUUGGAUCGUUUGUGACUCACUCGCGAGGAGGGUUCCUAUACUUUUCGAUCGACAAGUUCUGUUUUCUUCUGUUCAAAACGGAGGUUCGACGAGUCACCGGGCCGCCUCCUCUGAGAGUCUGUGACCUCAAAAAAUAAAUUAGUAGGAUUUAUCUUUUUUACAGUGUUAUAAUUCUUGACAAUGUAUCUGAAACUUCUCAGGAAUCAACCAAAAGGGUGAAUGGUAUUAUUUUGGCCUUCUGCUCUA